This is a messenger RNA of Carassius carassius (crucian carp), 1844 nucleotides long. Its product is annotated as RING finger protein 150-like. The transcript is spliced from 7 exons. Lineage: Eukaryota; Metazoa; Chordata; Actinopteri; Cypriniformes; Cyprinidae. The record is from RefSeq and is a predicted model, not a curated record. The coding region runs from base 223 to 1509 and encodes 428 amino acids.
AAGCGCAGAAGCAGCUUCAUGAUGGUGGACCGCAUCUAUAAGCCACUCUUAAAGGACGACGGCGAUGGACAGGUAGAUGUUUCUGUCUGACUGUGCUCUAUUUGUGUUGUGGGGUUGCCAAGUGAUGCCGUAUUCAAGGAUCAUAAUCAUAUACUGAAAAAGAGGCAGGAUAAAGACGUUCCCCGACGUGGAAACAGUUAGUUUGGGAUUAAUUCUGGAAACAUGGCAGUGUCCCUAACCCAAGCCUGCAGGAGUCUUGCCCUGUCUACAUGGCUGCUGUCGUUUUGCUUCGUGCAUUUGCUGUGUCUGGACUUCACAGUGGCAGAGAAGGAGGAAUGGUACACUGCCUUUGUCAACAUCACUUACCUGGAUCCAGUCACAUCUGAAAUAAAGACGGACAAGAGUGAAUGUGGCAGAUAUGGGGAGCACUCACCUAAAAGAGAUGCCAGGGGCUUUGUGUUUAUGCCAUCUCUUCUGCAGGACAGACAGGUGUGUGACAGUAACACUAAAUUCCCUCUCCCUCAUCCCAACAUCCCAUGGAUAGCACUGAUAGCCAGAGGAAACUGCACCUACAGGGAGAAGAUCAGACACGCUGCUGCUCUCAAUGCAUCCGCUGUGGUCAUUUUCAACAUGGGCUCCAGCAACUCCAAUGAGACCAUUACUAUGCCACAUCACGGAACCGGCGAUGUGGUGGCGAUCAUGAUUCCCGAGCCCAAAGGUCGUGAGAUCAUGGCCCUGCUGGAGAAGAACAUAACCGUGGCCAUGCACAUCACCAUCGGCACGCGCAACCUGCAGAAAUACGUAAGCCGCACUUCUGUGGUGUUCGUCUCCAUCUCCUUCAUCAUCCUGAUGAUCAUCUCUCUGGCCUGGCUGGUCUUCUACUACAUCCAGCGCUUCCGCUACGCAAACGCACGCGACCGCAACCAGAGGCGAUUGGGCGACGCUGCAAAAAAGGCCAUAAGCAAGUUACAAGUGCGGACCAUCAGGAAGGGUGACAAGGAAACCGAGUCGGACUUUGAUAACUGCGCAGUGUGCAUCGAAGACUACAAACCUAAUGAUGUUGUCAGGAUCCUGCCGUGUCGUCAUGUCUUCCAUAAGAACUGUGUGGACCCGUGGCUGCAGGACCACAGGACCUGUCCCAUGUGCAAAAUGAACAUCCUUAAGGCGCUGGGCAUCCCGGCCAAUACAGACUGUUCUGAUGACAGCCCUCCUGAUUAUGAGAUGUCCGUCAGCGGGCCGCCCACCAACCCUGUGACGGGCGCUAGUGAGGUCUCAGUGGGCGAGAGCCUGGUGGUCCUGGACCCAGCUGUCAGAGCAAUAGGACUGUCUCAUAUUUCCCACCAGAUGGACUCGUUCCUGCAGUCUGGAGAGAGCCGCCACAUCGCCAGCAGUGAACACCAGCCCUCCAUGAGCACAGAUUCAGACACCUCACUCGUCAUGCCAGUGGAGCUCGUCCUGUCCAACAUUGAACUGCGGUCUGAUCCAGAACAGGACGAGGUGAAGUCCUGAAGUACCCAAACAGAGUGGGACCGCAGCAGGACAAUGAAAGAACACGUGCAAUAGCAGCACAGGUGUGCAACCUCCUUUUUCUGACCUCAUGGUCUCCAUCACUGCAAAAAAGGCUUGCUUGUCCUCUUCCUCUGGCUGUUUUGCACUCAAUGUCUUCUAUCUCGAGUUUGUGUUACCAGACUGGAAAAUCCACAUGGUCCUAUGAGGGAUGUUUACCCUUUUAUUUUGGAAAAUUUAGACUGUUUCAACUUCACUAUGGAGACACUGCCAGUAUACACCAGGAUAUUUCAAAAUGAAUAUACGUAAUGCUUCAAUGAAAUUGCUUUAAGUGGUUU